UUCCUCCGCGGCUGCCUGCCGUCAGUCAGUCAGUGUUUGGACGGGACGGCUGGAUGAUGGAGGGGUCUGUGUGUGCCCCGGUGAUCGUGGAGGGAGACUGGACUCCGGCUCAGACCAGAACCGUGAACAACAAACUGAAAAUUUACUUCGGGAGCAAGAAGAAGUCAAACGGGGGAGACUGUGUGGUGCAGCUGGAGGAAGCAGCUCCGAGGGCCGCAGUUUACUUCAAUUCAGAGGAGGUGAGAGAGCGAGUCCUCGCCAGGGAUGACCAUCAGAUCACCUUGGAGAAUCAAACCUUCAAGUUACGGCUGGUUUCUGCAUCAACCCCGACAAACAGUGACGAUGUCUCAGAUUCAUCGGCAGAUUCAAAGACACAGAAGUCAGAAGUUGAACCUGGAAAUGGAGCUUCUGCUGAGAACAAAGAGGAAUCGGAGUCCGUUCAGAGCGUUUCGGUGGUGUUGGACAAUGUCUCGGACAAAAUGCCUAAAGAUCUGCUGUUAAUGCUGGUGGAGAACAUCUCGGGUUUGGACGACAGCAGCUACAGUCUGGAGAUCAUCUGGGAGACAAACCAAGCCGUGGUCACCUUCAGCAGCCCUGCAGAUGCAGAGAAGUUCCUCACUGUGAGUCAGAGCAGCCGGAAGCUAGAGAAACAUGAACUGACCGCCUGGCGGCUGGAGGCAGCAAAGAGUGUCCGAGUGGAGGAUCUUCCUCCAAAUAUAGUUAAAGACAUGUUGGAGCUGUAUUUUGAGAAGAACUGGAGAUUGCCAGAUCAUAUCACCAUGAUCCCGGAUGAACAGGCCGCCAUUGUCACUUUCAGUGAUUCUAAAGUUGUGGAAAGGAUUUGCAUAAAAGUAGACUAUGUGAUGAGAUCCAUCCCUGUGAAGAUUUACCCUUACUACGAGUCUCUGAGCACUGCCUUAUACGGCAAAGAACGACCAACAUGGAAAAUGCCUGAGCCCUUCACAGAGUGUGUUCACCAUGCUGUCUGGAAAUUCCUCCUAAUGAAGAAACUGUUAAAAACCAUCAACAGUCAGAUGCAUCCAUACUUCUGCAGUGUAGACUUGGACAACCACAAAGUGAAACUCAGCCCUCUUCCGAGUUUGUUGAGGCAGAAAGAUCUGACCGCCAGAGAUGUGGAUAACUGGAUGAGUACUGCCCAAAACGCCUUCUGUCAGCAAAUGUCUCAGUACACGGCCUUUGAAUGUCCAGCAAACGCAGCUGCGUGGAAAGCUGCAGAAAAAGACAUACGCUCAGUUGUCAGGGAAGAUGCCUACGUAGUGCUUGAUGCAUCCAAGGGGAUUUUGACCUUGGCUGGCCAGGCUGACAGGAUAAAACAAAUCAGGGCUCCUGUGGAGAAUAUCAUUCGUAAAGCCAUGAGUGGGAUUGAACGGCACACAAAUGGUGUUUCUGAGGAAAUGAUAUUGUCCCCUGCAAUGUUCUACAUCCUGAAGCAGGACGGGUUGCAGAAAGCAGCACAGGACAUUUCCCCAGAGAUGACCCUCUCUUACAAUGAUAACACACAGAAGUUAACCAUCUCAGGACUCCCUGCAGAGGUUUUCCAGACAAAAUCAUGGAUCUUAGAAAGAAAUAUGCAAAUGAGAAAAAAACACCUGGAUGUCCACCCAAGUCUUCUAGACUUUCUCAAGAAUGUUGAUCCCAUGGACAUGUCCCAGGAUCUGUUCACAUCUCAAGGCAUCAGUGCUAUCUACAGCGUUGAGAGCAAAGGGGUGUUCCUGUUGGGAAGCUCUGACCACGCCCUCGAUGACGCAGAGAAAAAGAUAAAGAUGGCUUUGUCUUCUCACACUCUAGAUGUUGAAGACCAGGAAGUUCUGAAACUUCAAAAUUGGGUUAGCCUGAAUCAAAAGCUGUUGGACACCUACAACUCCUCAAGGAAGAGAACAGUGGCCAUUCAGUACCACCCAGAGAGAAGAGACAAAGUAAUGGUGGCUGGCUUUCUGAAUCCUGUGAAAGAAAUCAGCCGCAAUCUGAAGGAAUUCAUUGUGAACUACUCACACGUUCAAGAAACCUUUCGUGUUGAGUCCUGCGCUGUUGUUCAGUACAUGGACAAGAAGAAAACACAAGAUUGCUCCAAUAUUGCCAAAGAUAACAGUGUGAGAGUCGAUUUUGAUCCAGAGAGGCCAAGAAUUAUCAUUGCUGGGGCUCGUCUUCAUGUUCACAAGGCCAAAUCUUGCCUUAAGGAACUGACUAGUGCUCUUUUCACUGACGAGUUCAUUGUGGACAAGCCUGGAGCUAAGAAGUAUUUCCAGUCUCAAGGAAGCCUGUUCCUCUCUACAGUAAUGACAGAGUUCAGCUGUGUGGUGGUGCUGCGUCCAGAUAACCAAGACGAUGAAGAGGAAGAAAACUAUGAGGAAGAAAACAAUGCAUGUUAUUGCAAAGUGAAGACUGCCAGCGGAGUUCUCGUUUCGGUGAGCAAGGCCGACAUCUGUAACUUUAGCGUUGAUGCCGUGGUCAAUGCAGCUAAUGAAGAAUUGCAGCACAUUGGUGGCCUGGCGUUAGCGCUGCUGAAGGCUGCAGGACCACAGCUGCAGAAACACAGCGAUGAUUACAUUGCCAAACAUGGAAAACUGCGUGCAGGUGAUGCCAUCGUAACAAGUGGAUGUAACCUACCCUGCAAACAUGUCGUACAUGCAGUUGGUCCACGGUUCUCUGACUUUGACAGGAAGACGUCAGUGUCGCGUCUGAAGCUUGCUGUUAAACAAAGUCUAAGAGAAGCAGAGAAGGUGAGCUCCUCCACCAUUGCUUUGCCAGCCAUCAGCUCUGGUGUGUUUGGUUUUCCUGUGGAGCUCUGUGCUGAGACCAUAUCUGAGGCAGUGAGGGAGUACUGCGACAGUCCAGGAGGUCCAGGAUCUUUGACUGAGAUUCAUCUGGUGGACAAUAUUGAUAACACUGUGAGAGUCUUGGCCACAGCUGUUAACAAACAGUUCAUUGAUCUUGAACCUACAAUGACAAUACCACAGCAUGUAGGCGGAAGAGGCCGUGGGGGUCCAAGGGGUCAUAAGCGGGGUUGGGGUCGAGGGCGAGGUGGAAAUCAAAGCCAGUCGUCCAGAGGCCAUUGGUCUAAUGAGAGAGGACGAGGAGGAGCACGAGGACGAGGAGGAGGAAGAGGAGGAGAACGAGGAGGACGAGGAGGAGAACGAGGAGGAGGAGGACGAGGAGGAGGAGAACGAGAAGGAGGAGCACGAGGAGGAGAACAAGAAGGAGGAGGCCGUUGGGAUAACAGGGGUGAUCAGAGCCCCAGAGGACACGCCAAGUCUGGAGGGCGGGGGGCUUCAGUGCAGACUACAGCUGAAGGUCUGAAGAUUGUUCUCUGGGAGGGAAACAUUCAGGACCAGAUGACUGAUGUUGUCGUCAACACCAUCUCAGAGAACAUGAACCUGAACCAGGGAGCUGUUUCUAAAGCGAUCCUGGAAGCGGCCGGGUCCAGAUUGCAAUCAGCUGUUCGGUCUGAAGCCGGAGCGACCACGCUGCGAUACGGCGACGUCGUUGUCACUGACGGCUUUGACCUCACGUGUAGGAAGGUCUUUCAUGCCGUUUGCCCCUUCUGGGACAACGGAACAGGCCAGGCAGAGGAGGAGUUGAUAUCCAUCAUUCGAUAUUGUCUGGAAGAGGCUGAGAAGCGUCACAUGACGUCAAUCUCCUUCCCGGCUAUCGGUACAGGCAACCUGAGCUUCCCCAGAGACCUGGUCUCCAGAGUCCUGCUGAAGGAGAUCCACAGCUACAGCCGCAGAAGAACUCCUCGCUACCUGAGCGAGGUGGCCAUCGUCGUCCAUCCCAGUGACAGCCACGCUGUGAACUGUUUCACCAGAGAGUUCAAAGGUCAGACUGGUCCGAGGAACGUUCAACAUGAAGCAGAGGAUGUUAACGAGUCACCAGUUCGUCAAUCACAGAGCCAAUCACAACGACCCUCAGCAUCCUUCAGUCAGGUAUCAUCCCCCUCCCUCGGUAUGUACCGGAUGCAGAUGGGUCAGCUCACCCUCGAGGUGUCGUCCGGAGACAUCACCAGGGAGGCCAGUGAUGUCAUCAUCAACUCCUCCAAUAAGGACUUUAACCUCAAAUCAGGAGUGUCCAAAGCGAUCUUGGACAGCGCAGGAUUGAAAGUUGAGCUGGAAUGCUCACAGAUCGUGAGUUCUCCUGGUUACCAGCCUGGUGCCAUGAUCCUGACAUCAGCCGGGUUGCUGCCCAGCAAAAACAUCAUUCACAUCGUGGGCCAGAACAAUCCUGCACACAUCAAGGACAUGGUUUACUCAGUGCUGAAGGUCUGCGAGGAAAACAAGUUCAGCUCCGUCUCCUUCCCUGCUCUGGGAACAGGUCAGGGAGGAGUCGACCCGUCUGCGGUGGCGGAGGCCAUGGUUGGUGCGGUGGUGGAGUUUGUGAGGAAGAAGCAGCCGAGGUUUGUUCGGAGCGUGAAGAUCCUGAUCUUCCAGACGGGCAUGGUGAAGGAGUUCCACAAGAGCAUGACGAAGAGACAAGGAGAGGAAGUGGAGGAGAAGAGCGUCUUUACCAAGAUUAAAGACACUUUCACUGCGUUGUCAAACUUAAUUACCGGAUCUGGGGAGGAACGCACUACUCGUUUGGUUCUGGAUGAGGAGGAGUUUGAACCAACAGUAUUUCAGCUGUGUGCUGAUAACACCAAGGCUGUGAGUCAGGCUAAGAAGAAAAUUGAGGAGCUGAUUGUGGCUGAGCAGGCGCAGCGAACCAUCACCGACCCGUUCAUCAGUAAACUGUCUCAGUCUGACAUAGAGGAGCUGAAUACCCUGCAGAGGCAACUGACUGUCAGCAUCCGGCUGGAUAGGAGCCGGGAGAACCAGGAGCCUAAAAUCCACCUGGAGGGCCUGACCAGGGACGUGUUUAUGGCUGAGUCUGCAGUGAGAGACAUCAUCCGAAAGGUGGAGAGGACGGAGAACGAGAGGAAAAAGGCCUUGCUAGUGAGUGGACUCGUCGAAUGGCAGUUUCCACAUCGUAAUGGGACGAUGAUGUCGUUUGACAUUUUCACCAACCUCAUCCUGGAGGAGGCUCUGGAGAACAAAGAGAAGAAUGUGAAAAUCAAGAUUCAUAAUGAAACAUACACAGCUGAUGUGAAGUUUAGAAAAGCUGUUUCAGCAAAUGGACGUAAAGAGGUGGAGCUGCUUAGAAAAGACCUGAAAGAUGACGCUGCUCUACCUGCACAUUGGGACAAUAUGAAAGGCGACCUCCUGAAGCUGUUUCCUGUGACUGCUGGAUCUAAAGAAUACAACGAUGUGCAGACGGAGUUGACAAAGACUGGCCUCUCUGCAAACAUCAUCAGUAUUGAACGGGUCCAAAAUGAGACACUGUGGCAGAGCUACCAGCUGAUGAAGAAACAACUAGAGGUGAAGAAUAAUCACAAAAACAAUGAGAAAAUGCUUUUCCAUGGCACUGCAUCCAACUCCAUCGAUCUCAUCAACAAACGAGGCUUCAACCGCAGCUAUGCAGGAGCACAUGGUGCAAUGUACGGCAAUGGGUCGUACUUUGCGGUGGACCCUGUCUACUCUGCGCAGGGUUACUCCAAGGCUGAUGCCAGCGGGCAUAAGCGCAUGUACCUGGCCAGGGUUCUGGUUGGAGACUUCGUCCAGGGCAGGUCUGGAAUGAUCACCCCUCCCUCCAGAGGCUCUGGGAAUGCAGACCUGUAUGACAGCGUCACCGACAAUCCUGCAAGACCAUCCAUGUUUGUCACCUUCAAUGACAUUCAGGCAUACCCAGAGUACCUUAUCACAUUCACAUAAACUACUAUUAUUCCUCUGUGCAACAGUUCUGAUCAAAUUCUACUGCUAUCAUUUGUUUUAUUGUUUAAAUUCACAUAAAACUAUUUCUACCAAUAUCAAGCUGCAGUUGCUAUUUUCUUGAUUUUGUUUCCAAACACUCAUGAAUAACUGUAGAAGAAACCAUCACACUGUAUCUGAGUAUAAGAUUAGUUAGCUGGAAAAUGUUUUAAUGACAACUAAAAAGACAAGCAUUAAAACCUUGAAUAUAAAUAUUGUAA
Messenger RNA from Scomber japonicus (chub mackerel), 6019 nucleotides. RefSeq names its product protein mono-ADP-ribosyltransferase PARP14-like. Bases 54 to 5762 code for a protein of 1902 amino acids. Gene Ontology annotation, biological process: negative regulation of gene expression. The record is from RefSeq and is a predicted model, not a curated record. Gene Ontology annotation, molecular function: NAD+ poly-ADP-ribosyltransferase activity; transcription corepressor activity. The transcript has 23 exons. Lineage: Eukaryota; Metazoa; Chordata; Actinopteri; Scombriformes; Scombridae. Gene Ontology annotation, cellular component: cytoplasm; nucleus.